AUGGGCAGAAGAAAGAUUUCAAUCCAGCCCAUCACGGAUGAGCGAAACCGGAAGGUGACGUUUGUGAAGAGGAAAGCUGGCCUGUUCAAGAAGGCGCACGAGCUGGCGGUGCUGUGCCAGGUGGACAUCGCGGUGAUAAUACUGGGCAAGAACCACUCCAAGUUCUUUGAGUACACGUCGACCGAUGUGGAUCAGCUGUUGGAUCGGUUCAAGAACGAGGGUGUUGCUCACGAUGUGAAGACGCCGGAGGACUACGGCGACUACAAGACGAUGUCGCGCGUAGGCCCAAUGGGAGCAGACAAGGGCCACCGGCGGACGACGUCCGUGAUG
Williopsis jadinii is the source of this 330-nucleotide messenger RNA. RefSeq names its product SRF-like protein. The transcript has a single exon. Lineage: Eukaryota; Fungi; Ascomycota; Saccharomycetes; Phaffomycetales; Wickerhamomycetaceae. Gene Ontology annotation, molecular function: DNA-binding transcription factor activity, RNA polymerase II-specific; RNA polymerase II cis-regulatory region sequence-specific DNA binding; protein dimerization activity. The record is from RefSeq and is a predicted model, not a curated record. The annotation marks the transcript as partial. Gene Ontology annotation, biological process: positive regulation of transcription by RNA polymerase II.